Siniperca chuatsi (mandarin fish) is the source of this 3020-nucleotide messenger RNA. It is a transcript of the gene abcg5, whose product is annotated as ATP-binding cassette, sub-family G (WHITE), member 5. Gene Ontology annotation, biological process: cholesterol homeostasis. Gene Ontology annotation, cellular component: plasma membrane. The record is from RefSeq and is a predicted model, not a curated record. Bases 181 to 2166 code for a protein of 661 amino acids. The transcript has 14 exons. Lineage: Eukaryota; Metazoa; Chordata; Actinopteri; Centrarchiformes; Sinipercidae. Gene Ontology annotation, molecular function: ABC-type transporter activity; ATP hydrolysis activity; ATP binding.
ACCUGAGAGACACCACUGCUCUAGCACUGCUGCUCUGUACAGGGAAUGGGUACAGAGAAACAAAGUCUGGGCAUGUAAGACGACUCAACUUUAGAGUUUCGCAUGCUGUAGAUGAGUCGUGUGGAUAUGAACAAACUGAUCUGAGACAGACUCGAUACGGUUGUUGUUUGGAGUAGCAGAAUGGCCGGAGACAUGAACAGAUUUUAUUCCAUGCAGGCAGUGGAGCCAGAGAACGGGACCAAAGUUAGCGAGUCCUUCAAGUUUGUGUCGGAGGUGAAGAGGGAUGUACGGAGGGACGGUGGAGAGGAGCGAUCAGAGCCCUCCUGCUGUCUCAGCGUCAGCAAGAUCUCCUACACAGUCAGUGAGCGAGUGGGUCCGUGGUGGGACUUACCCUCCUACAGGAAGCGAUGGACUCGUCAGAUCCUCAGUGAUGUCUCCUUCCACGUAGACAGUGGGCAGAUCAUGGGCAUACUGGGCAAUUCAGGCUCAGGAAAGACCACAUUGUUGGAUGCCAUCUCGGGGAGGAUUGGAAACUGUGGUACACUGUUGGGUGAGGUCUUCAUUAACGGCAGGAAAAUGAAGAGAGAAGAGUAUCAGGACUGCUUCUCCUAUGUUCUGCAGAGUGAUAACUUGUUGAGUUAUCUGACAGUGGAGGAGACUCUGACCUACACAGCCCAGCUGGCCCUGCGGAAACACUCAGCCGAAGCUAUCAAGAAGAAGGUGUCGGCGGUGAUGGCUGAGCUGAGUCUGAGUCAUGUGGCUCACAGUGUUAUUGGAGGUCGUGUUUUCCCAGGGAUCUCUGGGGGCGAGAGGAGGAGGGUCUCCAUCGCCAGCCAGCUACUUCAUGACCCAAGGGUGAUCCUAUUGGACGAGCCGACCACUGGCCUGGAUAGCAUGACCGCCAAUCAGAUCGUGGUGCUGCUAGCAGAGCUGGCCAGGAGGAACCGUGUCGUCAUAGUAACCAUUCACCAACCACGCUCCGAACUCUUCAGGGUGUUCAGCAGGAUAGCUAUAAUGAGCCGUGGAGAGCUGGUGUUCUGUGGGCAGCCAGAAGAGAUGGUGGACUUCUUCAGCCAAUGUGGAUAUGAGUGUCCAGACUACUGCAACCCCUUUGACAUCUAUGUUGACUUCACCUCAGUGGACACCCGCAGCAGUGAGAGGGAGGCAGCCACCUUCAGUCGCAUGCAUGAGAUCACUUCAUCCUAUCAGAGGUCUGCCAUCUACCAGAGCAUGAUGCGAAAAAUGGAGCAGAGCCUUCAGCGGGCAGACAAGCCAGCCAUCCCCUUUAAGAGCAAAGAGUCACCCAGCAGUGCAGCCAAACUUGAAGUUCUGCUCAGGCGGACGACAAGAAACCUGUCCAGAGACAGGAUGGGUGUUCUGAUGCGUCUGUCCCAGAACCUGAUCUACGGUCUCUUUGUGGCCUUCUUUGUGAUGCAUUUAGACAAUGACGUCAACAAGGGUGCUGUGCAGGAUCGCAUUGGCAUCAUCUAUCAGUGCGUUGGUGCUUCGCCCUACACUGGCAUGCUGAAUGCUGUAGCUCUCUUCCCGGCGUUGCGAGCCAUCAGUGAUCAGGAGAGUCAGGAUGGCCUGUACAGUAAAUGGCAAAUGUUCUUGGCCUACAUCUUCCACAUCCUGCCCUUCAGCAUCCUGAGUGUUUUCAUCUUCACCUCCUUCCUUUAUUGGACGGUGGGGAUGCACCCUGACAUCUUGCGAUUCCUGUGUUUCACUGCUGUAGUCCUGGUGCCACAUAUUAUAGGUGAGUUGCUGACUGUGGUGUUAUUAGGAGUGGUCCAAGACCCUAACAUGGUCAAUACUGGAGUUGCUCUGCUCAAUAUUGCAGGGAUCUUGGUGGGAUCUGGCUUUCUAAGAAGCACCCAGCAGAUGCCAGUGGUCUUCCAGUGGCUCAGCUACCUGACCUUCCAGAAGUACAGCUGUGAGCUGCUCAUCGUCACUGAGUUCCAAGGACUCGACUUCACAUGCAAUAGUUCCAAACCUUUGCCGGGAGCGUGUCUGAUCACUCAGGGCAGUCAGAUCAUUGAUGAGGGCUAUCCUGGCGCUCUGUCCCGAUACACACUAGACUUUGUUCUCCUCUACUCCUUCCUCCCUGCCCUCCUGCUGCUGGGCAUGAUCAGCUUCAAGAUCAGAGACAAGCUUGUACAUCACUAAAACUACAGACAUGUGUGGGAGAAUCUUCUGUUUAAACAGGAAGCUAAUCUGAGUUUGGUUCUGAAGAUCUAAAACACAUUUAGAGUAAAGAUUUACAGUACGAUGUUAUCAGUGGUGGAAGAAGUACUCUUCUUUUACUUGAGUAAAAGUAGCAACACCACAGUGUAGAAAUACUCUGUUACAAGUAAAAGUCCUGCAUGCAAGGAAAAGUACAAAAGUAUUAGCAUCAAAAUACACUUAAAGUACAAAAAGUAAAAGUAUUCAUUAUGCAGAAUGGCCCAUUUCAUAAUAAUGCAUAUUAUACUAUUGGAUUAUGAUUAUUGAUGCAUUAAUGUAUACAUUACUUUAAUGUUGCAGCUGGUAAAGGUUGAGCUUAUUUUUUACUAUAUAUACUGCAAGGUAGCUUGAAUUUCACCAAUGGAUCAAUAAAGUCUUAUCUUUAUCCAUAAUAAUACAUCAUAAUGUAUUUGUUGAUUAUAUUUUGUGUUAUUAAUCAGAAUCUGCAAAGUAACUAGUAACAACGUAUCAAAUAAAUGCAGUGGAGUAAAAAGUACAAUAUUUCUAAAAUGUCACCUUUUUUGUUUAAUUAUUGUGAUUGUAAUGCAUCAUGAAUAGAAAGUGAUGCCUAUUGUAAUAAUGUAAAAUUGUUUAUUUUUUAGAACACAUUUUAUCAUCAGUAUACAAAUAGUUUUGUUCUGUUUAAAAUCGUUUGAGAAAAAAUCUGUAGUUAUGCAAGUUGUAUGAAUUAGUAGUAAAAAAACCAAAAUGACACAAAAGAAAAUAAAUAAUGCAAAAUGUUUACUGUAUUUACAUUAAUAUGUGGUGUAUGUGUGACCAUAAAUGAUUAUUUCUCA